CCUGGCUCUCCUAGUGAGCAAAAGGAGCAGCAUGUCUCCAAAGAGAAAUACUCCGUUGCCCGAGUCUCCAGCACAACGUUGCUGCCAUCAGCAUUCUUGCUGGCCGGAUGUACAGCACACAGACAGCAGAGAGCAAGGAAGAAGAGCCCCUGCACACCAUCAUCAGCGACACGGAGAAUGUGAAAGGUGCAGCCUCCAAACAUGAGUUUCAGGCUGAGACGAAGAAACUGCUGGACAUUGUUGCUCGUUCCUUGUACUCGGAGAAGGAGGUGUUUAUCCGGGAGCUGAUCUCCAAUGGCAGCGAUGCGCUGGAGAAACUGCGUCAUCGGCUUACGACAGAAGGGAAGGCCUUGCCGGAGAUGGAGAUUCAUCUGCAGACGGACCCUGGAAAGGGAACCAUCACUAUCCAGGACACGGGUAUUGGGAUGACCCAGGAAGAGCUUGUUUCUAACCUUGGUACCAUCGCUCGAUCAGGCUCAAAGGCAUUUCUGGAUGCUCUGCAGAACCAGGCUGAAGCCACUAGUAAAAUCAUUGGCCAGUUUGGAGUAGGUUUCUACUCAGCCUUCAUGGUGGCCGAUAAGGUGGAGGUGUUUUCGCAGUCUGCAGAACCUGGGAGCCCAGGCUACCACUGGUCUUCAGAUGGUUCAGGAGUGUUUGAGAUUGCAGAAGCAUCUGGUGUCAGAACUGGGACUAAGAUUAUUAUACAUCUCAAAGAAGACUGCAAGGAGUUUGCAAAUGAGGACCGAGUCAAAGAGGUGGUGACAAAAUACAGCAACUUCAUCAGCUUCCCGCUGUACCUCAAUGGGAGACGAAUUAACACAUUACAGGCACUCUGGAUGCUGGACCCCAAGGACAUUGGCGAAUGGCAGCAUGAGGAAUUCUACCGCUUCAUAGCACAGGCUUAUGACAAGCCCCGCUACAUCCUGCACUACAAGACUGAUGCUCCCCUCAACAUCCGCAGCAUCUUCUACGUGCCUGACCAGAAACCAUCCAUGUUUGACAUCAGCAGAGAACUGGGCUCCGGCGUUGCCCUCUACAGCCGCAAAAUUCUCAUCCAAACCAAAGCUGCAGACAUUCUGCCUAAAUGGCUGCGUUUUCUUAGAGGUGUUGUGGACAGUGAGGAUAUACCCCUGAACCUCAGCAGGGAGCUGCUGCAGGAGAGUGCCCUUAUCAGGAAGCUCCGAGAUGUUUUGCAGAAGAGGUUGAUCAAGUUUUUCCUCGACCAGAGCAAGAAGGACCCUGAGAAAUAUGCCAAAUUCUUUGAAGACUAUGGGCUGUUCAUGAGAGAGGGGAUUGUCACCAUAGCUGAGCAGGAUGUCAAGGAGGACAUAGCGAAGCUGCUGCGUUAUGAAUCGUCCAACCUGCCUGCAGGCCAGCUGACCAGCCUCACUGAGUACGCCUCCCGCAUGAAGGCAGGGAGCAGGAACAUCUACUACCUGUGCGCGCCCAACCGGCAGCUUGCCGAGCAUUCCCCGUAUUUUGAGGCCAUGAAGAAAAAGGACAUGGAGGUCCUGUUUUGCUAUGAGCAAUUUGAUGAGCUGACACUCUUACACCUUCGGGAGUUUGACAAGAAAAAGCUGAUCUCGGUGGAGACAGAUAUCGUUGUUGAUCACUAUAAGGAAGAGAAGUUUGAGGAGAGCCGCCCAGCUGCAGAACGUCUGACAGAGAAGGAGGCCGAGGAUCUGAUGGCCUGGAUGCGAAAUGCCUUAGGCUCUCGAAUCACUGGUGUUAAGGUGACUACACGACUGGACACCCACCCUGCCAUGAUCACUGUUCUUGAGAUGGGGGCAGCCCGACACUUUCUUCGCAUGCAGCAGCUGGCUAAGACCCAAGAGGAGCGUGCGCAGCUCCUGCAGCCCACCCUGGAGAUCAACACAGGACAUGCUCUGAUUAAGAAGCUUAACGAACUGAAGGACAGUCAGCCUGAUCUGGCUCAGCUGUUGCUUGAUCAGAUUUAUGAAAAUGCCAUGAUAGCAGCGGGAUUGAAUGAUGAUCCCAGACCAAUGGUGAGCCGGCUGAACGAACUCCUCACCAAAAUCCUGGAGAAAAACUGAGCCCUAGAGAAGACUGAAAGAUUAAUUCUGUACUGAUAUCUUUUUCCUCAAGUGCAGUCACUCUGUCAGCUAUUGCAGCAUCUGUCUGUUUGCAGGUACUGUACAGAGAGGGGUUCACCUGACCGAUGUCCAAGGAGAAUGCAGUGGACUCCCAGUCCUCACUGCACAGGGGCACUUGCAGUUAUUAGAUCAUGUGUCAUUGGCUGAUCAAAGUGCUAUGUUCUUAGAGGCAACAAAAUCUGGAAAUUGCAGCUAAAACAACGUGCCAGGAUUUCUGACACAAACCUACGGAGCCUCGUACCAUUUCUACAAAUGGCCUUUGCCAGCUGAUGGCAACCAAUUAGGUCUGUGAAUGCACCCCCUUCAUCCACUGAAGAAUGAAUUCCUGUGCACAGUUAGUCUCAGAACAUCACUAACAUAAUCAGUUAAUUUUUCAAGAAACCUCCACCUCUGACUAGACAGAAGGAGUUACCUGGCAUGGAGAUAGAUUGCUGCCAUUAGCAGACACAGGUACUGUGAGUGGAAGAGUGACAUUUCAGUACAAUCCCAUGGCAGAAAAGGUCACCAAGCUGCUGGAUAAUUGUGUUCAUCUUGGUAUUGCUGCAGAGACAGGGCACUAACUGGGAAAUAGCUUUCUAGCUUUCUGCAGAAUCUCUAGGGUCCUGUGUAGGAUAAUUUGCAUGUUCAGCCAAUCUGUAUUUAUCAUAAAUAAACUCCUGUUCUUUUCCA
This is a messenger RNA of Rhea pennata, 2783 nucleotides long. It is a transcript of the gene TRAP1, whose product is annotated as TNF receptor associated protein 1. Gene Ontology annotation, molecular function: ATP-dependent protein folding chaperone; ATP hydrolysis activity; ATP binding. The record is from RefSeq and is a predicted model, not a curated record. Gene Ontology annotation, biological process: protein folding. Bases 108 to 2054 code for a protein of 648 amino acids. Lineage: Eukaryota; Metazoa; Chordata; Aves; Rheiformes; Rheidae. Gene Ontology annotation, cellular component: mitochondrial inner membrane. The transcript is spliced from 18 exons.